This is a messenger RNA of Pelodiscus sinensis (Chinese soft-shelled turtle), 6624 nucleotides long. The record is from RefSeq and is a predicted model, not a curated record. Lineage: Eukaryota; Metazoa; Chordata; Testudines; Trionychidae.
CUGCCAAACCCUUUAAGAAAUCUUUUAUUUUUCCUUUUGAAUUACAGAAAAAUGCGAAAGGCCUGGAUUUAUUUGACCAGAUUGUAUAUCAUCUGGACCUUGUGGAAACUGAUUACUUUGGCCUACAGUUCAUGGAUGCUUCCCAGGUUACACACUGGCUGGACCAUUCUAAACCAAUUAAGAAGCAAAUAAAAAUUGGACCUCCGUACACUUUGCAUUUUCGAAUUAAAUAUUACUCAUCAGAACCGAAUAACCUUCACGAGGAGUUUACAAGGUACCUGUUUGUAUUACAGCUCCGACAAGACAUUCUUUCAGGAAAACUGAAAUGUCCAUAUGAUACUGCUGUAGAACUAGCAGCUCUAUGUCUUCAAGCUGAACUUGGAGAGUGUGAACACCCAGAACACACACCAGAGCUAGUGUCUGAAUUCAGAUUUUCACCAAACCAGACUGAAGCUAUGGAAUUUGAUAUCUUUCAGAAAUGGAACGAGUGCAGGGGAAAAACCCCAGCACAGGCUGAGUUGUGCUACUUGAACAAAGCUAAAUGGUUGGAAAUGUAUGGUGUAGAUAUGCAUGUUGUUAAGGGAAGAGAUGGAUGUGACUACGCUCUGGGACUUACACCAACAGGCAUAUUGAUUUUUGAAGGAGCAAACAAAAUAGGUUUAUUUUUUUGGCCUAAAAUCACUAAAAUGGACUUCAAAAAAAGCAAAUUAACACUUGUGGUCGUAGAAGAUGAUGAACAGGGCAGAGAGCAAGAGCACACCUUUGUUUUCCGGUUAGACAAUGCCAAAACUUGCAAACAUUUGUGGAAAUGUGCAGUGGAACACCACGCAUUCUUCAGGCUGCGAGCACCAGCAAACAGUAAAUCUAGCCGAUCCGACUUCAUAAGGCUUGGAUCACGCUUCAGAUUCAGUGGUCGAACAGAGUAUCAAGCAACACAUGGGUCCAGGUUACGCAGAACCAGUACAUUUGAAAGAAAACCCAGCAAACGAUACCCAUCACGGAGGCAUUCAACUUUUAAAGCAAACAAUCCUGUGAAGGCAGCACAGCUAUGUGCAAAAAAUAAUCCUGAAGUCCAUAACUACCAGCUGUAUCACCCUAAUAUGCAUCCUGGUCAGCCACACUGGCACCCUCAUACUCCUGUGAAUGUAAGCUACCCCUUGAAUAACACUGACCUUCAUCAGUUCAACAUUGAAGAAAACGGUGGAACACCAUUUACCACAAAAAUGUGUGCAAGGUAUCAACACCACCACCACCGGCAUCACCAUCACCACCCUAAUUAUGGGGUAAUUGUUCCCGACAGCAAAGAGAUUGUUUCUGGAGUUCCAAACCCAAAUAGCCUCUUUUUAGAACUGAGCUCAGGACUUCCCCUCCUUUAUGAUAACCCUUCUGCCCAUCUGAAGAAGAUGGAAGUGGAGACUGUGAAGGUAGUUGGACCUUGGCCAGCUCUGCACAUCAAUAUAAACAAGGGAGAAGAGAAGAAAGUUUCUGAAAAAAGUCUUCAUCCCCCAGUAUCACCUUCCUCUGUGCCCGAUCAUAUGAAAUGUAACAUCCUUAAGGCUCAAGUAGAAGCUGCUUUUAGAGUGGGUGCCCAGCAGGUGGGGAAAGAAGAGCCAUCAUUUGUAAAUACCAGUAAGGCCUCCAGUCUGCAGGACCCUAAUGUAAGAAGUCCAGCACCAGUGCGACCAGAAACAACACCAUCGACAGGUGCUCCAGAAAAGCAGGAAAUUAAAGUUUCUCGUGUGAGGAAGCUAACAAGACAGUACAGCUUUGAUGAAGAUGACCUUCCUCCAGCACUGGCAGCAGCUGCUGCAGCAUCAACAUCAGUUUCAUCGGCAUCUCCUGUGUCGCAGAAAACAUGUACACCACAAAUGUCAGAAGGACAAACCCAAAUAUCACCUGGUGCAAAGAGCCCCACUGAUGUCGGAAGUACAUUUGCUUUGGAGCCAGGUGACCUUCUGAUGGAUUUCACAGAAGCCACACCUAUGAUAAAGACAUUCCCUGCUGAUACAUCUAAUCCUUUUUUCGAUCCUUUUUCAACAGUACCACAGUUUUCUGCAGAAUUUAUAGACAGCAAACUUGUGUGCUGUGCUGUGCAGUCAUCACCUAAGAUGUUAUCACCAGUGUCUCCAUCACCUGUAAUGAGGUCUUUGGCAGAGACGGUCCCAACCCCAACAGUGCAGACGAUAUAUCCAUCACACAAACCUAUUUCCCUGGCCGACAGUGCUGAGACUCUGAGGCGUGAACUUGAGAGAGAGAAGAUGAUGAAAAGACUUUUGAUGACAGAAUUAUGAAAUUCUCACUUUGUCACACGGAGACUGGAUUGAGGCCUAUCAUGUGCCUUCUGUCUGUUUACAUUCCUCCACUUCUGUGUAUUCAACAUAAUGCAUCAUGAAAAUGUGUUAUGUUCCCAGCUCACUCAGAUUCAUCACAGUUGGUUAAAAUUUAAGUCUUGACUUGAUUUUAACUUGGAGGAGUUCCUUAUUCAUUUGCUGCUGGGAAAUAAACCUUCAGUCCUUUAUUUAUCCUGAGUAUUAGGAUUUUCUACUAUUAUAAAAUGAAUUUUAGGUUUGGUUUUGGUAAAUCUAAGGUAAAAAUGAUCAACAAGGAACAUACUGAUUUCUACUGAGAAAUACUGUUCUGUAUAUAUGUUAAUAACUGCACAGAGAUUAAUGUUAUGCAGAAUAUUUUGAUAGUAACAUAGAAAAUGUCAUUUUGUAUAACUGAAAAUUGCACCGAGUUACUACAGUUUGUAAAAGAAUCAUUUUUAAAAGCAGGAAAAUGAUUAUUAUCUCUUAACCCUAGGACUGUUCAUCUCUGCUGAAAAAAAUGGCCAUCUAACCAAAUUCUUAACUUAAUCUUUACUCCAAUAUAUGUAGAUAUAUCAGUGCUGCCUAAAAUCAUGUCAUCUUGAUUUGACAAUAAAAUAAAUCAUCUUGUACCCUGGCCAAAAAAAAAAACCUUCAUUUGUUCAGAACAAUUUGCUAUUGAUACUUAUAUCAUUAAAGCAAAAAUCUGAAUCAUAAACAGUUUUAACUAAGACUCUGAUCCUACAAACACUGGCAUACAUCUAUAGAUGCAUGUUUAUAUUAAGCAACUGAGCUGUCCCAUUGAAAGUAAUGGGACUUCUCCCCUACUUAGUGUUAAGUAUGUGUUUGCAGGAGCAGAACUUUAAACAAUUGGUUUAUAGUAUUAAGAUCACACAAUGACAAUCUAGGUCAUAUUUCCUUAAAGAGUGUCUGAUAGUUUCCCUUUUUUUUAGUAAUACAGAAUAGUAAAUAAUUUAAAAAGUUGACACCAAUUCAUCAUCAGCUAUAACACACAAUUUUACUCAGAAACCUUGUAUGUGUUUUAUAUGGCCCAAGAUCUAUAUUUUUCUGUUACUCUGUACAGUACAUUCUCCAGUUUUUAAUAUUGUUCAACUCAAAAGAUGCCCUUAAUUUGAUACCAAUGACCAUAGAUGUAUCUAAAUUUAACUGGCAUGUUGGCUUUAAAGCUAGGAAAUGCAUAUGGUAAGAUUCAAUUUUCUUCAGCAUUAGUUAUGGUCAUUUAAUAUGAAAAAUCUUGAGUGCAUUUUAGGACUCUUGAUUGCAACUUGGAGACAGAAAAUUACUUGUCUAUUUUAUAUUCAUUUGGGCAGGAAAUGAACAGAAGGCUCUUCAAUUAAAGUCUGAUAAUGUUGAACCUUUUCUCCAGCUACAAAAUGAAGCUAAAGUAAGUGGCGUAGGUGUCAGGGAGAAAUCCAUGAUGCACUCUGUAAUGAAAUGGCUUAACAUACAGAAAAGGUCCAUGGAGUUAUACAAGUAUUCAGACUUGUAUGUUUCUGAGUACUUUACAGACUGUAUAGUGGCCUUCUAGUUAUGACGCCAACAUUUGGUGGCACACUUUUUGUACACCCAUUUCUGUCAAUCAGAGAUUAUUUUAAACAAAUGGGAAUAUUAGCUCCCUCUGAAGAAAUCAUGGAGGCAAAGAAUGUUCCAGGCAUAAGAUUAUGCUUUCAUUCUGCCACUUCUCUUUAAGAGACAAUGUGUAGUCCUGUGGCACCUUGGAGACAAACACAUAUAUACAUGUAUAGUAUCAUGAGCUUUCAUGGGCAACAUGAACUUCCUCAGAUAAGCAGAGUGGAGAUCUAAGGAAGUAGGUUUUGCCCACAAACCUCAUGGACUACUCAUUGUUUUUAAUGUUACAGAUUAACAUGGCUACUCCUCUGAGACAACUUCAGAGGGAUUUUGGAGGAAGGAGAGCUACAAAUAAUUUUUGCCUGGUCACUAAUAAAAGAGAGCAAGCUAUCAAAUCAGAAAAGGUUCCUAGAAUAGCCACUGUUUUCAGAAACAGGAAACAAAAAUAAUUCCAAAGAUUGGAGUUACUUAAAUUGCACAGUCAUUUCUACUGAAUGCUUCUGGCUUGUCUGUUCUGAAGCAGCCAUGAAUUGUAUGUGAAAUUCCUUCACAGAAUGUGUAGCUGGCCACUUCACAAAAAUUAUAAAGGAGAAAGCUCAGUGUUUCAACACUCUCCUGGUUUUGUUGAGUGUUGCUGUGCACUUAUUCCAGAAUGCUAUCAUGGGCAACUAGAGCCCCCGGAUCCUGCUUUGGUUUGGGCUACCUGCUACUGGUUAGCUGCAUUCGGCCAAAGGUUUCAGAGAGAAUGAAUGCCAGAUUGGGAAUAGCCUCUUAGUUUUUGUGACACACAAAUAAGCUCUGAUUUUGUUACAGUAGAGAACAGCCUGGCACUCCUAGGUGUAUAAGAAUUCUCAAGUGGAAACUUUCAGAACAGGGAAACUGAUACACUAAGAUGCCCUGUCACCACUCUGCAUCUGAAUGGACUGGGUGUGCUUCGGAAUAGCUGAGAAAAGAACAAGGACACCUUUGUGUUUUAGAGAUGGAACAGAGCUAGAGCCGACUUACUUGGUCACUGAACCCCAGAUCCUCACAAGUAUUUAGGUGUCUCCCAUUGAUUUCAGGGGCAGCAGGCUCCUAAGAGGCUAUGAAAAUCAGGGCCUGAGUCUCUGCCAAUGCAGGAUUGUUCUCCACAGUAUAUUCUCAUAUGGUUGUCUAGUCUAAUUUUAAAUAUCUUAAGCAAUGGGGCUGCAUCCCUUCCCUUAGGAGACUGUUCUAUAGGCUCUUAGGAAUGGUUUUCUGAUAUUAAAUCUAAAUUCCAUUUGCACAAUUCCAUAUUUUUAGUUCCUGCACACUCCACGCUGAGCAAGUGCAAUCUGCCUCUUUAAUGCACAGCCUUGUCUGGACUAGGAUUGAGAGGAGUAGUGUUAAAUCCCUAGUACAGACAAGGCAGUGACCAUCUGCUAACCUGGUCCAGCUGAAACCUAGGCUUCCCUGUAGACUUUAACUCCACAAUGUUAGCAAGUGUUGAUGUAUACCAUAUCUUUUCUACACUGCACUUUUAGAACACAUAAGUUAGCACCCAUUAGCUAACAUUUUUCAACACCUUUAAAUCAUUCUCGAAUCCUAAUCUAUGGUGGUGAUAGAGAAAAGUUUAUUGCUGAAGAUUGAUUUACUCUCAAAUCUCAGUUUUACGAAGUGAUACUAUGACUUUGCUGUCAGAGCCCAGUUUCAAAACUUUGAGGCCUUAAGUGUUUUCCUUGUUUAGGUGGCAACACACAGCUUCGUGUUUGGAUGCUUGCAGCAAAAGUAAGCUUAGUUGUUUCAAAAGGUAGACAAUGGUUAUGUAAUGGCUAAACAAGUAUUUUCCCAUGUUGCCAUCUCUCACAGGAUUUUUUUUUUUCCUGUGUGGCUACCCAUUUGAGCACCUAAAAUGAACUGUUUAUUUCAAGGGAAAUGGCCAGGUUUUCUCUGGAAACAUUGUUUAAGGUCCUUAAUCAGUAUCAGAAGAUACUGUAUGUAUAGCUUUUGAUAUUACAACCAUAUUUAUAUCCUGAGAUACAACGUUUAAAAAUCAGUUCCUCCUUAAAGUCUUCACUUCAGGGAUUUGUGUUUCCCCUGCAAGAGUUUGCCCACUCAGCCACUUCAAACAGAGCAGGCAACUGGGUGAAAUGCUUUGAUGGAGGCAGAAUUAUGUUGUCUUUAUACUGUUUAUGGAAAUCCUUCAUUUUCAUUUGUUUUCUUGAAUUUAUCUUUGGUCCACUGGUUACAGAAAUCUACUCUUUGUAAUUAUACAAUGGAAUAUUGUUAUUUCAUUUUUGAUGUCCUGAUAUUGAAGGCGUUUGCAAUAAAUAUACUGAGACUGAUCUGUUGAUUGCAUGUAAGAUCAGCCCUACAACUGUGUUUUGUAAAGUUAAGUGCCGUAAAGGAAUUCUCAGAUGACGUGGGGUGGGGGCUUGCUUCUCUCUCAGCUGCUGUUAUUGCUGCUGGGUGGCAGCUCCAGCCCAGGUUGCUGACAUCAUUUUGUUCCAGCUGAGCAGCAGCCUGUAUCAAGAGACGAGUACAAUGACAUUUUAGUUGACACAUGGCUUGAGAGAAACUUUAUGGCUCAGCUGUUUACCUGUUCCUGUAUUCAUGCCUGCAAUAAAAGAGAGAAAAAUAAAUCACUGAGUCUGAGCAAUCUAUGUUCAAAUCAAGGAUCUGGGUGGCAUGCUACAUUGCCCUAUUCAAGGAAAACAUCUGAUUGCUAAUGAAGUGGAUCCACCUUAAUUAGGGAACCCCUUAGUUAAGC